Peromyscus eremicus (cactus mouse) is the source of this 1190-nucleotide messenger RNA. It is a transcript of the gene Slc25a18, whose product is annotated as solute carrier family 25 member 18. The transcript has 9 exons. The record is from RefSeq and is a predicted model, not a curated record. Bases 10 to 981 code for a protein of 323 amino acids. Gene Ontology annotation, biological process: aspartate transmembrane transport; L-glutamate transmembrane transport; malate-aspartate shuttle. Lineage: Eukaryota; Metazoa; Chordata; Mammalia; Rodentia; Cricetidae. Gene Ontology annotation, molecular function: L-aspartate transmembrane transporter activity; L-glutamate transmembrane transporter activity.
GCCGGCAGGAUGUCCAGCCAGGACCUGAGCAUCGCUGCAAAACUCAUCAACGGAGGUGUGGCAGGACUCGUGGGAGUGACCUGUGUGUUUCCCAUUGACCUUGCCAAGACCCGACUGCAGAACCAGCAGGGGAAAGCUGUGUAUAAAGGAAUGACAGAUUGCCUGAUGAAGACUGCACGUGCGGAGGGCUUCCUGGGCAUGUACCGAGGGGCUGCGGUAAACCUUACCCUCGUCACUCCAGAGAAGGCAAUCAAGCUGGCAGCCAAUGACUUCUUACGGCAGCUGCUCAUUCAAGAUGGGGUGCAGCGGAACCUGAAGAUGGAGAUGCUGGCCGGAUGUGGGGCUGGAAUAUGCCAGGUGGUGGUUACCUGUCCCAUGGAAAUGCUCAAGAUUCAGCUGCAGGAUGCUGGCCGCUUAGCUGCCGGUCAUCAGGGCUCUGCCUCGGCUGCGCCCACCUCCCGGCCCUACAGCACGGGCUCCUCCCGGCCCUACAGCACGGGCUCGGCUUCCACCCGCAGGCGCCCAUCGGCCGUCCUCAUUGCCCGGGAGCUGCUCCGCACUCAGGGCCUGGCUGGUCUCUACAGGGGCCUGGGUGCUACUCUCCUCAGGGACAUUCCCUUCUCGGUCAUCUACUUCCCCUUGUUUGCGAACCUGAACCAGCUUGGGGUCUGCGAGCUCACCGGCAAGGCUCCCUUCACACACUCUUUCGUGGCGGGCUGCGCAGCAGGUUCUGUGGCCGCCGUAGCUGUCACCCCUCUGGACGUUCUGAAGACUCGAAUCCAGACCCUGAAGAAAGCCCCGGGCGAGGACAUCUACAGUGGGGUCACUGACUGUGCCAGGAAACUCUGGACACAGGAGGGAGCAGCCGCCUUCAUGAAGGGAGCAGGCUGCCGGGCCCUGGUCAUAGCCCCCCUCUUUGGGAUCGCCCAGGGCGUCUACUUCAUUGGCAUCGGAGAACGCAUCUUAAAGUGCUUUGAGUAAUCUACGGUGGCCCUCCCUUGCUGCCAUCUCUGGCCCUACACUUGAGACUAGGUGGUAGCGCCAGAAGCCCAAGAUGCCUACCCUGUUGUACAUCAACUAACUUGUAGUGCUACCUCAGAAGAAAUGACCCAUUUCACUACUUACCAGGGGCGUUCAGAAGCCCCAACCACCUGCUUAACAAUAGAAACGGCCUCGUGUAUUAUGGCAGG